Fusarium keratoplasticum is the source of this 1368-nucleotide messenger RNA. RefSeq lists its product as uncharacterized. The transcript is spliced from 3 exons. Lineage: Eukaryota; Fungi; Ascomycota; Sordariomycetes; Hypocreales; Nectriaceae. The coding region runs from base 1 to 1368 and encodes 455 amino acids. The record is from RefSeq and is a predicted model, not a curated record.
AUGUCGCCCAAGAUCACCUCCACCAUCACCUACAGAAAGCCAGGAACUUCACCUCCCAUUUUCCUCGCCGGCUCCUUCUCCGAUCCACAAUGGGAGCUCCAAGAGAUGGAAUAUACCACUGGUGAGGAUGGAGAGCACACUUUCCGAUCCAAGGUCACAGUCGAGGCGCACCAGGACUACCAGUUCAAGCUCCGCAUAGGACAUGGCGACUGGUGGGUUCUGGCCGAAAACUAUCCCAUCGUAACCGACGAUUCCGGGAACCAGAACAACUUAUUGAACGUCCCCGAGCCUUCCACCGAGGAGCAGAUCGCUCCCGCUGGCCUCAACACCCCAGCGAUCAACGUGAAACAUGACACGCAGCCGGCCCCGACCUCUCAGGCAGCUGACAAUACUAAGGAUGAAUCCGAUGAUAUAAAGAUGCCUCUGUUUGCGCACGAAUGCUUGGGCGCCUAUGAUUUUGGAGAUGGCGACUCAGACCACGAGGCUGUUCCGAGUGCGAGCAAUAGCCCAGAGCAGCAUUCGAAACACAAGCUCAAGAAGGAUGACAUGGCUGACAUCGACAUCAACGACCCCACGCUCGAGAAGUUUCCUUCAGACCGUGGCUCGAUCCUAGAUGCCCUCCGGACGAUCCAAACCCACCUCGGUGAAGAUCAAACCCACCUUGAUGACAUCCCGUCCUCGCCUCGUGUGGUUUCUUCGAGAAGAACCAGCCUCGACUCGGCCGAUGAAUUGAGCCUUUCUCCUGCCCCAUUGAGUCCCACAACUACUCGGAGGCGAGAAAGCAGAUUGUCCCACAGCAGCUUUGGAAGGACUCGAUCGGCAGUCUCCCUGGGUUCAAUUGCCGAAGAGCCCAAGCCUCCAGGUGACAGAAAGCCCCAGAGCCCCCCUGUCGUCUCGUUGCCCGGUCUCAAAAAUCCCAAGGGGACAGAUGCUGGCUUCAAGUCACCUCCAAGCGAGGAAGAUGAAGCUGUGGUGUUGAAAACCUCAGAGGUAAAGCCCAAAGAGAAGAACGAAAGCUUGUCAGUGUCUCAAGUUGAAAGUUAUGAGGCCCAGAAUGGUCACUCCGGCACGGGUUUGAGCAUUGCCGCUGCGGGCGAGACGUCACCAGCUGCAAGUGCCCAAGAGGCUGAAAGCCAAGCGGACAAAUCCGUGGAAGACCAAACCCCCGCAAGCUCAAAACCAACACUUGAUCCCCCAUCUCAAGACGAGCCCAUUGCUUCGGCCUCGGAAAAGGGGAAAGCGCCUAAUGGGGCAUCGCCCGCUGGAGAGCCGUCUCGAAGCUCCCGCGGGAGUGUACUACCCAUGAUCGUUACGACCGGGGCACUCGCAGUCGCUAUUGGAAUAGGAUGGUGGCAAGCUUCUGAUUAG